AGCAGCUCUUCUAUCUAUAAUUACAACCACAGUUGUGUUUUUCAAAGACAAGAACGCCCCAUAACGCCUUCGAAUUAAAAAACAUAACAUAUUCUCUUCAUUUCCGCUCCAGUGAGAGUCGGUAUGGCGUGAGAAGGGCUUACAGGUCAAGAGUAAUUUAGCGAAUGCCGCGUUCAGCAAACAAAGUGAUUAUAGAUCUCUUAUUUAGGCGAACAACUUGUUGACAGCCACAAGUAAUCAAAUCUCAAGGGUGCUUGCGUAAAGAGACUGCUGCAGCAAUAUUUGUGUCAGUAGUAAUUCCAACGUCCAAUCCUAACUUUCUUGGCUUUACUCUAAUAUUCCGUCUUAAUCAUCUUUAGAAUUGGUUUGUUUAACGUCGAGACUAUCAAUACAAGAAUCUGUAAAGAUUAAUUAUAACUUUGUCACUUCCAAAGGAAAACUCCUCAUUCAGCUUGCUGGGAAARAUCUUUAGUUUACCUAAACUCUUUUCAAUUUGUGCUCCAUUUUCAUCGUUGCUUGGCGUGUAACGCUCAUAUAUUUUCAUGUGAUUGUAUUUUCGAAGAUCUUGUCGAAAGUGUGAGAAGUCAUUGUGUUGAGAUGCGAUUUCUUUAAUCACAUUUUGAAUAGCCUCUUAUUAGGGUCUAUGACUGACAGUAUAUAAAGCCGUUGACACCUCAAUCAUUUCACAUGCAGACCUUUUAUGAUUGAAGACGAUGGAUGAUUAAGCCGUUCAAACGUCUUGUAACAGCCUGGUAUUUGACAGUUCACAUCAUUUGACUUCUGCGACUUUCCAUCGCCAUGUUUCAAGUGAUCAAAAUGAAGCAUAAUCUCUUGAUAAUGUUAACGAUUUCUUCCAACUUGUUUACAGAUGUUGAAGGCGUUUGGUGGACUUUAGGAACACAAGUUUCUGCGUCUUCAGAUCCUGUCAAGAAAGGCAUGUUAUGCUAUGUUACUCCAGAGCUUAACGGAAGACAGCGCGAAGUAUGUCGCCAGCACCCUUCUCUUAUGGGUAAUGUUGCUUUGGGUGCCAAGUACGCCAUAGACGAGUGCCAACAUCAGUUUCGCAGUCGACGCUGGAACUGCUCGACUAUCAGCGAUUCCGGAAGCCUGUUUACUUCAGCUCUUGACCGAGGUUGCAGAGAAGCUGCCUUCGUCCAUGCCAUCACAGCUGCGGGCGUUGCCCAUGCAGUAACCGACGCAUGCUCAUCAGGGAACAUAGAAAGCUGCGAUUGCGAUCGUUCGAAAUCUGGUUCGUCAGGGAAAGGGUGGACAUGGUCUGGUUGCAGUAGUAACAUUAAGUUUGGAGAAUGGUUCAGUAAGCAAUUUACUGAGGCACGUGAACGAGGGAAUAGUUUAAGAAUGAUGAUGAACAGGCACAACAGCAGAGCUGGAAGAAAGGCCAUUGGAAAACUGGUGUGGCGAAAAUGCAAAUGUCAUGGCCUUUCGGGCUCAUGUUCAAUGAAGACCUGUUGGAUACAGCAACCAAACUUUCGCCAAGUUGGAGAGCACCUACGAGACAGAUACAACGGAGCUUCAGAAAUGAUCAUAAAYAUUAACCGAAAAGGAAAACAAAGGCUGAAACCAAAGCACAAACACUUAAAAAAGCCGACAGAAAGCGACCUCAUUUACUACCAGAGCUCGCCGAAUUUCUGUGAUCACAAUCCAAAAGCUGGAUCGCUUGGGACGUCGGGACGGAAAUGCAACUAUUCCUCUACAGGACUGGAUGGCUGUGAACUUCUAUGCUGUGGUCGUGGUCAUAAUAUUCAGCAAGCAAUAGUAACAAGGAACUGUAACUGUGUUUUUCUUUGGUGCUGUGAGGUAAAAUGCGAGAGAUGUAAAGAACUGGUUAAUGUCUAUACUUGUAAAUAACGCCAAAAUCAACAAAAAUGUUGGAACUAUUUCAUAGUGUUACUCCUUUGUACAAUGACUGGAGGAACACAGKCCUUACGCGCUAAAUAGGUAUCAGUCAAUCAAGAGCUCUUCAUGUAAUGCACGACUUUCCUGUUUAAAUAAGGAAAGCAUGUAUAGUAUUAUGAUAACUUAAAUUGGUUCUUUGAAUAUAGAUUGAUAUGGAGAACGUGAUGUAGCGGGUAAAGCUAGUACAAUGAGCGAAAAAAAACGAAGCUAGCAAUUCCUGUAUCGCUGCUCAGGUAGUUUAAGGCUUGGGUAUUAUGUUGACAUGCGGAAUUAUAUAUUCUUCGAUAGCACAAUAACCUUAAUAAGUACAGAACCCAARUUCUGACACAUGUUGAGGAUCCUGGUACACAAGACUUUUAUAUGACAAAUGAGCCAUUUUGUUGGUCACGUGACUUUAAGGCAUCAAAAACGGUUUUUCGAAAAUGGGGAGUAUAGAGGCUUUAUCAAUUAAGUUCAAACAUGCUUUGAUAUUAAGCUGAUGUUGGUUCAUAUAUGAAAUAGUCUUUUCUCGUUGUAUUCACUUAUUAUUUAAGACAAUAUUUACAAAAAAUCAAUAUGCAAAUUAGGUCACGUGACAUUUAUCUUUAAUAACUCAUUUAAUAAUACAUUUAUUCAAAGAAAAAAGUCUAAAAUGAAAACCAUUCUUUAAUAGAAACCAAACGAAAUAUAACACAUCACGAUCCGAAAAAUAUUUCCACUCCCCAUUUUGAACCGAAUAUUUUUCAGUUAAAAUUCAAGCUAGCUAGUCACGUGAUACUUCCCUUAAAGUAAAAACAUAUCAAAAUUUUAGCAUUCAUGGCUAAACACCGAUAAAAGUCAAAAUAUCACCAUCUCUUACUAAAGAAAAGGCAAGAAGCUCUUUAUAUACACAAUUUAUGCAAAUUUGGCUCAACCCAAGCCUUAAUCUACCUGAGUGGGUUUUUUAAUACCCUAGAAAGUGGAAGUAUUUUAGAUUUUAACUGAUAGAAAAACAUGAUGCGGUGGUAUAUUCGUUAGAUAAAGCAAUACAAACCGAUAACCACUCCUUGACUGAUGAGCAUACCACACACACUGAAGCAUGCUUAUCUGGUGACAAUUAACAAGAAAAUUCAAUCUUAUUGCCCAAGAGCAAUUCUUCUUUUCAGCACAGAGGUCAUUAAUUGAGGAGCAGUAAUUAAGAUUUGUCAUCAUGCAGUGAGAAUGUCAUCAGGCAAUUUUAAUUUAUUUCCCAUCAUGCCUCGAUUCUUUUUGGAAUUCGUUUCCCGAUGUGCUUUUUAGUGUCAUCUUAUGUUUCAGACAUGCUUUUGUGAUGUCGUGCUAUUGUCUAUUCUCAGAAUUCUAGUGCAAGCGAGCUUAGCCUCGAAUCUAUGUGUAAAUUCGUUGUUUUUUCUAAUGCUUUCRAUCCUAGGAACGAGGCUGUUCCCGCGUUGUACUUGAAUUUUAAGAAUAGUCAGUAUUAAACCAAGUGUUCCAUCACACCCUUAAUUCUACUAUUUGCUAGGGGCAUAAAAAUGGGAUUUUUGUGCACGAUUUCUGUGCACGUUUGAGCUCCCCAGCUAUUUCUUGUCGCUGCAUGGCUGCUUUUCGAAAAAUAUUAUGGCUGAACGUAGCCUAUUUAUAAGUUUAUUACGUAUUGAAGAAUACAGCACAGUAAAACUAGGACUUUGUGUCAGGUAAUGUACCUGAAGAACAUGAAAACACAGUGUCAAUAGCUUUGUCAUGAUAGUCUAAUAAAUUUAGUUCGAAUGGGAUCGAGGAACUCGACACUUUCAACGUGCAAGUGUCCUGGGUAUGAAUCCAGUGAAGGUAUUUCUUCCAUAAAUGAAUCACUGACUUAAUAAUAUGUAAAUAAAAACAAGUCAAAUUAAAGUUGGUGUUACUCGAGUGUAAAAA
Messenger RNA from Exaiptasia diaphana, 3789 nucleotides. Its product is annotated as protein Wnt-3a. Bases 799 to 1869 code for a protein of 356 amino acids. Lineage: Eukaryota; Metazoa; Cnidaria; Anthozoa; Actiniaria; Aiptasiidae. Gene Ontology annotation, molecular function: cytokine activity; frizzled binding. Gene Ontology annotation, cellular component: extracellular region. Gene Ontology annotation, biological process: canonical Wnt signaling pathway; multicellular organism development; neuron differentiation. The transcript is spliced from 4 exons. The record is from RefSeq and is a predicted model, not a curated record.